This is a messenger RNA of Durusdinium trenchii, 805 nucleotides long. The record is from the annotation of a GenBank genome assembly. NCBI's taxonomy places the organism in Eukaryota, Dinophyceae, Suessiales, Symbiodiniaceae.
GUUGCCUGCUGCUCUGGCAGAUUCUUUGGGGCCAGCAGCCAUGGAGCUGAACCGCAAAAUUGAUGACUUCAACGACAAGUUCAGCUUGGCAAUGUCACCCAGCAGGCCCGCAGUUGGGUCCCCCGCCAAGGCGACUGCUGAUGCACCGCGGACGAUGUGUCAGCCACAGUUUACUUCUGGAGAUCGCCCCAUCGACCCAACGAGAACCCUCAAUGUCACCACAUGCACCAAAGAUGAACUGGAAUUGAAAGAGUUGCUCGCAAGGACUCCGGUUUUGGGCCAGCCCAACCUUUGGGUUGUGGCUUGCAAGGAUUACUCCUUGUACGUGUUGAACCACUCAGAUUCUGAGACUGUGCAAGUCCCUGCUGGAGAGCUCUGUGGUUUUGGAGCUGGCACGUUCUCAGAAGUGACCCCAGGAAUUGCCCGGAACAACAAGGACCACAGUCUUCCAUGGCUGAUUGAUGCCGACACCCAGCUUCUCAUUUACACGGACACCGAGAACACAAAGAAACACUUGUGCUUGGCUCAAAUUGCCUGCGUUUGCUGCCAGAGCCGGGGCAUCACAGAGAUGACCGUUUUGGAUCACACGUUGGAGCAAAAAAACAAGGAUGAUGGAGCGCCCAUGGCAUUCAGAUAUGGAGUGACCCCGCUGCCAAAGAUCAAUGCCUUUGACCCGAAAGGGGUGAGCCCUGACCAGAACCUCAUGGACUUGCGGCCUACUGUGUUCGGCGCCGUUUACAAAGGGCAUUUCCGCAAAUUGCCAACGAGCAUGGCCACGGUGACCUGGGAGGCUCUUGAUUUUUGA